Molecule: messenger RNA, 2567 nt
Organism: Amblyraja radiata (thorny skate)
Lineage: Eukaryota; Metazoa; Chordata; Chondrichthyes; Rajiformes; Rajidae
Product: doublecortin domain-containing protein 1-like
Exons: 18
Coding region: 213-2567 (784 amino acids)
Biological process (GO): intracellular signal transduction; regulation of mitotic cytokinesis
Cellular component (GO): midbody
Molecular function (GO): microtubule binding
Source: RefSeq, a predicted model, not a curated record
GCGAAAAAAAAAUUAUGAGUGGAGAACUUUUGUGACAGUUGUAAAGUUGUAAAACCAUCAAAGGGAUGAAAUCAUAACUUCGUAGAAUAUUUAUGCAGACAUAGUCCAAAUGUAAAGCUAUCUGCAUGCCUGAGGAGAGGCACUGGCUGGAUAUCAUAUUCAGUAGGAAUCAGGCCACAGAAAAUAUUCAGCCAACCCAAACGUGAUACAAGAUGGGUAAAACUCAGAGGCCAAAGAGUACAAGUACAUCCAGCAGCAAGACAUCUGGGACCACAGCCAGUGGCAGUGUGCCAUACACAGAUUCUCUGAGAUCACAGUGCAGUAGUCUAGAGGAUGCUUUAGUGCAAGAAUACAUUAAAGAGAUCAAUAGAGGUUCCCCAUCUACAUCACAGCGAUUGCCGAGAAAAUGUAGAUCGCCAUAUAAAAUGGGAAACCGUAUGCGUAUGCAAAGUGGAAAACCAUCUUUCCGAUCUACAGUUGGAUUUCAUACUUGCCCACAGAGCAGACGAGCAAGAUUUCAAAACUCAUUUGAAAGCUGCAGCAAGAUUUCAGCCUGUAAAAGCAAUAUUUCAACUCAUAAAAUGAAAUGCAGACUUCGGCUCCCAAGGAUCAAAAGAUGCUUGAGUGCUCCCCCUGGAACAAUUAGGAAGGUACAUUCUUCAUUUUCUUCAAGGAUGCUGACAGCUCAUAGAGAUGGCAAACAAAAGCCACUCUUUAAACGUCAGGAGUGGAUCAUAAAAGUGACAGCCUUCAAGAAUGGGACACAUAAUAACCCUACAAAAAUUGCAGUACCUAGCAUCAAAAUGUUACUGGAGGAGUGCACAAUAAAACUCGACCUGAACUCAGCGGCACGGAGAGUAUUUCUUGCAAAUGGCCGAGAAGCAUUUGAGUCAAAGGACAUUCCUCAUAACGUUGACGUUUAUAUUUCAAAUGGCGAACCGUUUAUGGAUCCAUUUAAAAACAUGAAAGACCAUCUGCUCUUGACCAAAAGGGUGAGUUGGACUAUGAAAGGGGUAGUGCUUCCUGUUGACAAGCAGCAUGGCAAGACAAAGCCUAUUCUCUCAAACCGUCUGAAGAAACUCACUGAAAAUGGUUCUGUCAGAAUCCUGGUUUUUAGAAAUGGUACAGGGCAGGAUGGGUAUGAAAUCAUCACACCACUGGAGGAAAAACAACAGUUUUUAGACCAAUGCACUCUAAAGAUCAAAUUAGCAUCCCCAGUAAGGAUGUUGUAUGACUGGCAAGGAAAUCGAAUCUCUGACCUCAGAACAGUUCCAUUGCUCGACAAAUGCCUGCAGAAUUCCUUCACACCUCUGCGUGGACCUGUCUGGGUCUCCAAAGGGGAAGGGUUCAUUCCGUCAGGAGCUAAGGCAUACAUCCAGGGAAUCAUAUGGGCUAUAAAUCAAAAGCUGAAGCCUGCAUGGAAUUACAGUAAGCAGGUAUAUCAUGCCUUGAAUGGAUGCACAGGAAAGGUCACACACAAAAGCCUCCUCUCUACGACUACAGGAGAACUGUAUAAAAUAAGUGAAAAUCUGGACAACUUGAUUGAUGAACUGCGAGCUACUAUCAAGAAAUAUAAUAGCCAGCUCAGCAAACUCAGCCCACAAUUACAAGCUGAAAAGGGACAUUGCAGUGGCUUUGUGACACAGCACAUUAAAAAGCUUCCAACAAACAGCACUCUCUCAAAAGGUCUGCAGAUAAAAGUGUAUCGAAAUGGUCUGGACACAGGAGAGGUCGUCAUGUAUAUUAACAUGAAGAGCAUUGAUAAAGACACUGGCAAUGACAAAUUUAUGAUGGAUAAGUUUCUUCAAAUGAUUCGCCAAAGGCUCCAGUAUUCACCAGGGCACCAUGCUUCAGGGCUCAAUCUUUGUCCAACCAGGUUGUUUGAUGAAAAUGGACAAGAAAUAAAAAAUCCACACUCCCUUGAAAAUGGUCAGAAGGUUUGGGUAUCUUACGGAGAGGAAUACAGGACCAUCAGCAAACCUUUUCUUUGUGUGAAGUUUGACCGGGUACGAGGAUAUAUGGACCAGGAUCAGAAGAUGGUUUACAAAACUCCUUUGGAAUAUGAUGGGCCCUUAACUGGUUUGGAAAAGUGGGAGGCUUGGGAAGUGUGCGCGGGGUUCCCUGAAGAUUAUAACUGGAUACAAAUGAAUCAACCCUCACAUGAAAAAGUGAACAUGAUAAAUAAACAUCACUUUCUUCAAUUAAAGAAAGACACCCAACUAGUCAUAUAUCCUUCGAUCACUGUGGAAAACAGGAAUGAGAAUACUACUUCUAUUACAGUGGAAGAAAAGAAAUCCAAGACUUCAAUGGGAGUGUCAAAAUGGUUUUCAUCCCACAUUUGGGUUAUCGCAAAGGCUGGAAUGAUCUUGUGUCGUGCUCACCCUCAACUUUGCCUCGCUGUUAGUGACCAACAAAUCAUCUUGAAGAAUGACGACUGUCUGAAUUUGAAGGGAUACACAUUAGUUGUGCAGAAAAGAAUGAAGCAGAGUCCGCAACAACAGUGGACGUUUAAUCCAGCUGGUAACAUUAACUCAAUGGUUGGUGUUUUGUUUGUUGCAUUGAAGUAA